UCGGUGGAUGUGGGAGCGGUGCGGCACAGCGGCCGGUGUGAGGGGACAACUCUCUCCUCCUCCUGGGUAAUUACUGCACAGGAAAUUGGACAUGAAACGCUCCUCACGUACCCGAAGUGAGUUAUGGACGGAGCCUACAGUAGUGAAGCAAAUUAAAACAAGUGAAUCCAAUUUCUGUUUAUGGAAAGCAGCUGCCCAAGCAGCGCAUGCCGGUGGAGGACAUUAAGCUGUGGCUCGACAUAGGAAUGCUCUGACAGCCAGUGAGCAGGGAAGCUGCGCUGACCCGAGGAGAGAUGUUGUCCAGCGGGGAGUGACGCGUGAGCCAUGAAUGCGGUGAUAUGCCCCGAGAUCCGCAGCAGCAGAUCAGAGGACAGGCAGUGUCCCGGACACCCGCAGGGUUCCGCACAGGGUCAUGCAGAUACGCGACAGCUGACGGAGAGGAGAAACCACGUAUUAAAGAAACAGCCUCCGUCAGCAGAGGGCAAGAAUGUCCUACAGUUAAGACUUCAGCAGAGGAGGACACGAGAGCAGCUGGCAGACCAAGGCAUCAUGCCUCACCCGGCCUCGGCCGGCUCCUCUGUGGAGGCCCAGCUCAGGCUAAAGCGAGCCCGGCUCGCCGAGGAGCUGAAUGAGAAGCUGGCCCUCAGGCCGGGGCCCCUGGAGCUGGUCCACAAGAAUAUCAUUCCCCUCGACUCUGGCGACACAGUGACAGUAAACCAUGGCAAGUUCCCCAAGCAGGAGGACUCGUACGCGUUCGAGGAGGACAGCAGCAGCGAGAGUCUGUCCCCAGAGCAGCACCACAGUGACGAGUCGCAGGGCUCAGCCUGCCCUUCGUCCGAGGCCGUGGGCAGCGCGCCCUCCUCCUCGUCCUCCCCUGCCCUCACCAGCCCGCGACAGGGCGGUGCAACCAGAGACCCACCUGACCAAAGCCACGAUGAAGGGCUGUCCGGUGCCAACAACAGCCUGGCUACUCCUCCCAUACCUGUUCCUGCUAUUGUCAAGUCCAAGACGUCAGACAAGAACCGACACAAGAAACCCAAAGAUGUGAAGCCCAAAGUGAAGAAGCUCAAGUACCACCAGUACAUUCCCCCGGACCAGAAGGCGGAGAAGUCCCCUCCGCCCAUGGACUCGGCCUACGCCCGACUCCUGCAGCAGCAGCAGCUCUUCCUGCAGCUGCAGAUCCUGAGCCAGCAGAAACACUCGCACGCACACCCGCAGCAGCCGCAGCCGCCGCAGCAGCACGCACACACUCCGCAGGCCCCGGCCCAGCAGAGGCAGCCCGCGUUCAGCUACCAGCCUCACCCAACAGCCCAGCCCCAUAAAGGAUCCAGUGAGCAGAUAUCAGCCUGUGGCUCCAGUGGCCCGUCCAGCACAGUCAACAGUAACUCCUCCUCUCCGGUCAAGAGCACAUAUGCCAACCAAAGUAACAUCUCACCAGUCAAACCUGGGCCCCUGCCAGCCAAUCUAGAUGACCUGAAAGUUUCGGAGCUCAGGCAGCACCUGCGCAUUCGCGGCAUGCCAGUCUCCGGUACGAAGACCGCCCUCAUAGAGCGACUCCGGCCCUUCAAGGACUCCCACGCCGGCUCCUCGCCCUCAGGCUCCUCCGACAUCACCACGGUGACCUUCCCUGUCACACCCACCGGGUCCCUGUCCUCCUACCAGUCCCCGUCUUCCUCCAGUGCCCUGUCUCAGGGAGGCUACUACCCUUACCCCAGCACCUCAUCCACCCCGCCCAUCUCCCCGGCCUCGUCGGAGCUCUCCCUCAGCGGCUCGCUCCCGGACAGCUUCAGCGACGUGCCCAUGUCCUCGCCGACACAGUUCGCCCUGCAGCCGUCCCCGGCCCAGCUCGGCAUGGAGGACGGCCUGGGAGGGGUCAACCCGGCCAGUGCAGGCCAGGAAGGUGGAUUCAUGGAUGGCCUGGAUGCUGAAAAGGAUAAAAUGCUGGUGGAAAAGCAGAAGGUGAUUGAGGAGCUGACGUGGAAGCUGCACCAGGAGCAGAGACAGGUGGAAGAGCUGAAGAUGCAGCUCCACAAGAGGAAACGCUGCUACGGAGCGACACAGGACACCGUCCCUCCUCCAUCUCACCCCUCCAUGCACCACCAGCACACUCCCGCCAUGAUGGGACAGCCCUUCUUCGGGGUGACCAUAAAGCAGGAGCCCAUGUCCCUGUCCUCCAGCUGCCCUCUGUCCUCUCCCAAGCAGCUCAAGAGCCCUUCUGGCAGCUGCAUGGAAGAUAUGGGGCAAUGCAACGCUGCCGUCUCAAAUCUGGGGGGCCCCGUUGGGCCACAAUGCAUGGACACAGCCGCUUCCUCUGGCAGCCCCUCCGCCAUGUCCGCUUUCAUCAGUGCACAGUGCUCACCGCAAGACUCUCCCAAUGGGAAGCCCUCCAGUAGUCCCCAACCACCGUCUCCCAAUAACCCCUACCUGCUCUCCCCACCUCCGCUGGGGAGGGACAGCUGCGGUCACCUCUUCACCACGGGCAACACCAGAGUGCGCAGCAUGCAGAUCCAGCAGAAGUGUGGUGGCCCGGCGGCGAACUGUUCCUACACCUCUGACCAAAGAGGCCUUCAGGCGGACUUUCCCAACUCGGUUGACUGCGGCCUCAACCACAGCAGCUCAGCCAAGGCCGGCAGCCAGAAUGUGCCGCCAAAGAUGUCAGUAUUGCCCUCUCCUCGCCAUGUUGGCCAAAAAAGCCAGGUCGCUUCCCCUGCCUUCAGUAGCUCAGAUUCAGAUGCAUCUGACUUAAGACAGCCCCCAUGCUAUGAGGAUGCAGUGAAGCAGCAACUGACCAGAAGUCAACAGAUGGAUGAACUUUUGGAUGUGCUCAUAGAGAGUGGAGAGAUGCCAGCUAACGCCAGGGAAGAGAGGGAGAGGUCCUCUGUAACCAAAGUUGUGCCUCACGUUACUGUGUCCCCAGGGUAUCCCGGCCUACUCGUCCCGAGGUGCCACCGUCACUAUGAGCACCUGUACCCCGCCCAGCCCCCCUACGGCCACUCGGCCAACCACAUCACCGAGAGCCACUUGGAGACUCUGCUGGGGAGUCCGGCCGGCCGGGGCGGGGAGCUGGCCCUUCUUAAAAUGGCUACGGAGGACGGGGGCCUGGACGACGAAGGAUACCGAGAGGGCGAAGGGUACGGCAGCCCCCACAACCACCACCGCCACCCUCACCACCCCCCACAGGAGAAGCUUGUGCCCAACAGAGAUCAGAUGGACACGCCUCUGUCGCCCAUCUGUGCCAAGGUGUCCGCCUUCCCCGAGGUGCAGGGGAUGGUCAGCGAGACGCCGUGGGAGACGAUGGAGUGGCUGGACCUGAUGCCACCCAGCUCAGCCAGUGUCCCUCCGCCCAGUGGCCCCAGCAUCUUUAACUCAGAGUUCCUGGAUGACACAGACAUUAACUUGAACUCGGCUAUGGACCUCCCCCUAGAGCACUGGUGAGAGCAACAGCUCACGUGUGCUGGCGGACGAAAAAGCAAAGCCAUUAGCCGUCACACACAAGACACCAGCUUAAGGGUAUCUGUGUGGAGCGCUGAUAUCAGCUCAGAGCAUACCAAAGAACAAUCGAAUUCAGCAAGUACUAGAAUUUGCUUCUUGUUAUAAUACAGUGGGAUGAGUAGACCAUUAGCCUACAGCCAAAGAUUGAGGGCUCAGUCAGAAGUUGAACUACAUAAUUAUAUUUUUGACCUGUUUUCUCAAUUUCCUCGAAAAUGAGAUUCGUACGCUGUUGUCAGACCCAGAAUCCAAAGACAAGAUGCUUUUUGACAUGAUCGCUCCCCUUUUUGGACGCGAUGUGCACAACUGCCAAGAAGGUAUCACAGUGGGCACAUGAAGGAUUUUUCUAGAUAAUUGGGGGGAGUAUGAUUACAGUGCUUUAUACCAACACUUUCUGCAAUAUCAGUGUUAUGCCACCUAGACUUGAAGACACAUUUUGACAAUCAUUGUAUACUUUCUGAGUCUAUGUUUGUAUUACUGGAAAAAAAAAAAUGCAAGGAAUUACAAGGUGAAUUAGAUCGCUCGGUACGGCCAUUUUGUAAAUAUCAUAACUAUCUGCACUGACAAGUUGACAUCUGCAUAUUUUGUCAGCGGUGUGGAAAAAAGGAUACAAACCACAAAUCAAGUGUAUGUUAUUAAUUCCUUAUUUGAUGUAAAUAUGACCAAAAGAAAAUCUCACUGUGCACCUCUAGCUUUAUACACAUUUGUCACUGUUUGCUUGAAUGUAGUAUUUGUGUAGAAGUGUUUGUCAUUCCUUUGAAGGUCCAUUUUUUUUUAUACAAGUUUCUUUUCACUAUUUGGCCUAUUUAUCCACAGGACAACAUGAUGGAGAGAAAUGAAUGUCUUUGAAAACCUUUGGUCUUAUCGCUUUAAUCGGCAGACAAACUGUGCCUUAUUUGCAACGGCUUUUUAUUAUAUCAUUUUUAUACCUAUUUCCCCUUUACAAAUUUAUAUUCCCUGAAAACCAUUGACAGAUAUUAUUUUUAUUAUUAUUGAAAGCUCCAACAUAAGUCAGUUUUAUUUUAGCUGCAAAAUCCAAAGAAUGUUAAUGAAAAAUACAACUUCAUCUCUAUUUUAAAGUACCUUUUUUUUUUUUUUUUAAAUCACCCUUUCUAUCUCCAGACCAAUCACAGUUAUUUAUUUUGUGUUUUUAUAUUUAUGCUACCUGUAUUUAUACUGGCAUUCCUUUCUAAUAGAUCGGGGUUCUUUUACGAUUUACCGGAAAUCUCCAGUGCUACCAAACUGACCACAGGCGAUUUUCUCCGUAAACCGACUCUCUUAAAAAAUGUGAUGCAAAGCCAAGGAACCACUUUGAAAAGCCAUGCUUCCUGAAAAACACUUUUUUCCUUAAAGACUCAUGUGAAGCAGAAAAUGCCCAUUAUUAGCACUUGUGAAUAGGAAAAUGUAAUAUAUUCAGACCUUUACUGUGAAUACUGCAUAUAACACAGCACGAACAUGUACCCGGGGGGGGGGGGGGGGGCUAAACACACAGUAGUUAUUCAAAUCACCUUAGUUAAACCUUAGUUCUGGUCAGUAAUUGUCUAUUUUUCACACGUGUAAAAGAACAUGUAGUCAGUUUUACAUUUUGAGAUGUACACUUAUGAGGCUGGGGUGAGUCUUCUCAUCUAACUCUCCGCAAAGAAAAGUGAACUAGCGUCGUUUCCCAGAAUGUCACACUAUCUAACUGCAUACAUACAUGUCUUUCAUUUAGUCAUGUCCUCUGUAAACAUGGGUCUCACUUUGUGUUCUGUUUUGACCAAUUAUUGCUUUUUCCUCUGUUACUUGUUAAGUGUUGCACUUAUUAAAAUGGGUUAUAUGGUUACCUGUGGGCUUAUUAAUGCCCACCUUGAGUAUAAGACAAAGCUGAUUCUCUUCCUGUUGUAAGAAUAUCCACUGGCCUUUAAAAAAAAAAAAUUUUUUUUUAUCUGGGUUCAUUUCACAAUAAUUUUCCCUAAUCAACCAAAUAAAAAGACACGUCUGACAGAAGCUUCCAUGUUGCUUGGCCACUGACUUGCUUUAAUAUUGUAAAAGCAAAUUGCCUGCAUCUCUGUAUACUACAGAAAGAAAAGCAAUAAACUUAUCACAGCAAAAAUCA
This is a messenger RNA of Scophthalmus maximus (turbot), 5584 nucleotides long. It is a transcript of the gene myocd, whose product is annotated as myocardin. The transcript is spliced from 15 exons. The record is from RefSeq and is a predicted model, not a curated record. The coding region runs from base 325 to 3435 and encodes 1036 amino acids. NCBI's taxonomy places the organism in Eukaryota, Metazoa, Chordata, Actinopteri, Pleuronectiformes, Scophthalmidae. Gene Ontology annotation, biological process: cardiac muscle cell differentiation; smooth muscle cell differentiation.